GGCAAACUCGAACCCGAAACUUCGAAGCGGUCAAGAUCUGCAGCUCAUUCCGCAAUCUGCCAGCUUCCGCAGCGAUGUUCACGGUCGACGCGCUGAAGCUCUACUUGGAGCAGCACGAGCAAGGCGUCGCGACCGCCAUCGGCGUCUCCGCCGGCCUCUUCGCCGCCGGCCUCCUCUUGCAUUCCAAGGCCGUGCUCAGCAUGUUCGUGCCGGGCAAGUCGUUCCCGGCGUCCCAGCUCUUCAACUGGGUCGCAUCCGCCGCCUUCUUCCUCGUCGCCGUCCGCGUCGCCGCCGUCAACCAGCAGCUCGCGGCCCACGCCAACGUCGCCCACGACGUCAACUCGGUCCUCGUGGGCUUUGCCGCCCUCACGCUGCUGCUCGCCGACUUUAGCGUCAGCGCGAUCCGCGCCGAGUCCAAGUCGGUCGUUGUUUCGAUUGGCGCGGCCGCGCUGGUCUUCUUCAUCUCGCUCGUCGGCGUCCUUCGCAUUGAGAGCUCGGCCUUGACGCAGGGCGCGAUCGUCGCCGCCAUCGUUGUCUUUGCCACCGCGAUCUUCACGACGGCCAAGGACGUGGCCAACACGAGCACGAGCCGCGACGGCAGCGACUUCCAGACGACGCUGCUUGGCUCGACGCGCCUUCUCUCGAACCCCGACUCGGUCUUGUCGCGCGACGGCGUCAACGCCCGCUUCGACGAGUACGACAAGCUCUUUGCCGGUGCGCGCAAGGAGGCGGGUGCGAUCUCGACCGAGGAAAGCAUCAAGCACCGCCAGACCGAGUACAAGGUCAUGGUCGACAGCUUCUACGACCUCGUCACGGACUUCUACGAGUACGGCUGGGGCCAGUCGUUCCACUUUGCCAACCGGUUCCGCGACGAAACCUUCCGCGAGUCGAUUCGCCGCGUCGAGUACUUUUUAUCCGGCAAGCUCGGUCUCUGCAAGGGCAAGUACGCGCUCGAUAUGGGCUGCGGCAUUGGCGGGCCCAUGCGCAACAUUGCGCGUUUCUCGGGCGCCAAGAUCAAGGGGAUUACAAUCAACGAGUACCAAGUGCGCGUCGCCAACCGCAACAACAAGCAGAACGGCCUCGAGGACCAGUGCCACGUCCAGCAAGGCAACUUUAUGGAGAUGCCGUUCGAGGCCGGUACCUUUGACAGCGUGUACGCGAUCGAGUCGGUGUGCCACGCGCCGGACAAGAAGGCGUGCUUUUCGGAAGCUUGCCGCGUCCUCAAGCCCGGUGGCGUCUUUGUCGGCCUCGACUGGGCGGUCCUCAACCAUUACGACCCGACCAACAUGCACCACGUCGAGCUCAAGGAAGGUAUUGAAGUCGGGAACGGGCUGCCGACGCUGGAGACGCCGGCGCAGAUCGCCAAGGCCCUCGAAGACGCCGGUCUCGAAGUGCUCGAGCACUUUAGCCUCCAGGACAACCACCGCGACCCGAACGAGAUUCCUUGGUACGACACGCUCGAAGGCAAGUACUUUACGCUCCAGGGCUUCCGCAUGACGUGGCUCGGCCGCCAGUGCACGCACAUCCUCGUCUCGACGCUCGAGUUCCUCAAGAUUGCGCCGAAAGGCACGGUCAAGGUCUCGCUGAUGCUCAACAAGACGGCCGACGACAUUGUCGCUGCCGGCAAGAUGGACAUCUUUACGCCGUCGUACUUUUUCAUGGCGCGCAAGCCGCUCACGCCCAUCAAGUAGACGAGGCGGCCUCUAACCUAUAUCUUUCUCUUGCUGUA
This is a messenger RNA of Saprolegnia parasitica CBS 223.65, 1729 nucleotides long. RefSeq lists its product as hypothetical. The transcript has a single exon. Gene Ontology annotation, molecular function: sterol 24-C-methyltransferase activity. Gene Ontology annotation, biological process: sterol biosynthetic process. The record is from RefSeq and is a predicted model, not a curated record. NCBI's taxonomy places the organism in Eukaryota, Oomycota, Saprolegniomycetes, Saprolegniales, Saprolegniaceae. Bases 75 to 1691 code for a protein of 538 amino acids. Gene Ontology annotation, cellular component: endoplasmic reticulum.